This is a messenger RNA of Candidozyma haemuli, 1158 nucleotides long. RefSeq lists its product as uncharacterized. The record is from RefSeq and is a predicted model, not a curated record. Gene Ontology annotation, molecular function: protein binding. The coding region runs from base 1 to 1158 and encodes 385 amino acids. The transcript has a single exon. Lineage: Eukaryota; Fungi; Ascomycota; Pichiomycetes; Serinales; Metschnikowiaceae.
AUGGUUGGCUCGUAUGAGCAUAACCUUUUAUGUUUGUCUUUAGUGUUGGACGGAGAGAAGGAACCUGUCUUCACACCAGUUUUUCACUUCCAGGCCCAUGCCUUAUCGAUCAAAUCCAUAGACAUAGCCAAGAGAUACUUGGUUACGGGAUCAAAUGACGAGCAUAUCAGAAUCUAUGAUCUACAAAAGAGAAAAGAGCUCGGUACUUUGUUGAGUCACCAGGGUACAGUUACCACCUUGAGGUUCUCGAGAGAGACCACAGAAGAGAGUGCAGAAUCAGGAAAGUCAGGUAAAUGGCUCUUGUCAGGAUCCGAAGAUGGUAAGAUUAUCAUCUGGAGAGCCAAGGAUUGGGAGAUGUUGGGUACCUUGAAGGGCCACCAGGGCCGUAUCAACGACCUCGACAUCCACCCUUCAGGAAGAGUGGCUAUUUCUGUGUCUACAGACAAGACCAUCAGAUUGUGGAAUUUGAUGACAGCUAAGAAGGCUGCUAUUCUUAAAAUUAAAGGAAAAGAUCACUUGGGCCAGUCAGGCGAGAUUGUCAGAUGGACCAAUUCAGGAAAGCAUUUCAUAGUUGGUUUGAUUAACCAGCUCUUCAUCUACGAGUUGGGUGCUGAGGCCCAGCUUGCUCAUAAACUCAAAUUUAAGACCACUUUGAUGUGUCUUGAAGUUUUGAAUAUUGAAGGAAAAGAGUUCCUCGUCACUGGUCAUAGCAACGGUUCUAUUGAGUUUGUUGAACUAGAAAAGGUCUUGCUGCUGGAGGAAGAGACAGUCGAGCCAGAUUUCUCCUUCCGUGGCCACCUGAACCGUGUUAAGGGAUUAUCCUUCUUCUGUGACGAGAUCGAAACCAAGGGAAUCCCAUAUCUCGUGUCAGUCUCUUCUGAUGGAAGAAUCGUCGUAUGGGAUGUCAGAUCGAAGGUCAGAGACCAAGUUGCUGUUUACGACAGUGGCGAGAGACUUAAUUGUGUUGCUGUCUGUGGUGAGACCGUUGAAAAGGCUGCUACAAUGAAGAGAACGCAUCAAGAAUCCGAGAAGAGUGCCCCAAGUGAUUCAGAGUAUGAGACAGAUGCUGAAGAGGCCAAAAAGGUGCUUCUUAGUGAAAAGAAAAAGAAGCGUGGCAAGAAGAACAAGAAAUCAAAGGUCAGUGUUACAUUGGGAUGA